UCCUCGUCACUCUCAACCUUUCGCAGGUGUCGCAUCCACAUUCUUUCUACUUUCUCAGUUGAGAAUUAAGGUGAUUCCCACAAACGCUCACGAACACACAGUAGGCUACUGCUGACUGUCACUUCCCGGAUCCAGCGUGUCCAAGUUACUGUGGAAAGUUUCUGAAGUGUGUUGCUGGAGGGAGGGACGGAGGGGGAGCUCUGUGAGCCAACAGCGGCGCCGCUGCACUCACACACGGAUCAGUUCGGGGUUUGAGCUCCGGGAUGUCGGCCGUGAAGGCGCUGCAGCAGUGGUGCCGGGUCCGGUGUGAGGGUUACCGGGAUGUGUCCAUCACAAACAUGACCACGUCCUUCAGGGACGGCCUGGCUUUUUGCGCCCUCAUCCACAAACACAGACCCGAUCUCAUCAACUUUGAUUCACUGAAGAAGGAAAAUGUCUUUGAGAACAACAAGCUGGCAUUCAGGGUUGCAGAGGAGGAGCUGGGAAUUCCAGCGCUGCUGGAUGCAGAAGACAUGGUGGCUCUUAAGGUUCCUGACCGUCUCAGUAUCCUGACAUACGUCUCCCAGUACUACAACUAUUUCCAUGGACGUUCCCCGAUUGGUGGUAUGGGAGGUAUAAAACGUCCAGCUGAGGGCCCCACAGAAGAACCGUCUGGGAAGAAGAACCAGCCGGUCGCAUCUAAAGUGUUUCCCUCUUCCAAACCAGCCAGUGAGAACAGCCCUCCCCCCUCCUCCAACAUCAAAAUGCCAUCUCCUUCCCCAAAACAAACCAGAAAUGCCACACAGGAUGUUGCGGUUGAGAAAUCCCAUCAGGCAGGAACCCUGAAUAACAAAUGUGUGUCCUGUAACAAGCACGUUCACCUGGUGCAGCGACAUCUGGUGGACGGGAAGCUCUAUCACAGGAACUGUGCAAAGUUACUGUCCCCUACAAACACAACUGCAGCUUUCAGAGAUUUACCCACAAACACGCUUGUUUCCAAAUUCACUCCUCUACCAGAUGCCCCCAAAUCCAACACAACUACUCCAGUUCAUACACCCUCGAGACCGGGACCAACAUGUCUGACAGAGAAAUCCAGCAACUCUCCCAGCUUCUCCAGCACCUUUUCUGCUUCGUCUCCUUCCCGGCCUGCUUCAGGUCUCUCUUCUGUAGCUAAAGAAAGUCCGACAUAUGUUGUCUCCAAACCCACAGCUUCAAGGACAACUUGUGCAUCUACCAUCACCACAACUUCUAUCAACACCAGGCCCACUGCUGCUCCUCGUAUGUCAACCACAGCAGCGAAGACAAUGCAGUCCAAGCUGAAGUUCCUCCAGUCAGAUAACGCCACAAAGGAUGAAGACAAAAAGACUACAACCACUAACACUGACAUAAAUAAAAGGCCGAAUGUGACUGGUAAGGUCCAGGAGGCCGCAGCCGGUCAAGCUGUUACUGUGGUUGUGAAUGUUGGUGGUGCUGGUAGAAAGGAAGCAAAUGUGAGCUUAAACACAGGUGCGGAGAGAGGUAAAGCAGCUGGUGUAGGUGGAGAUUCAGGAAAGGCAGGUGACCGUAACACAUCGAAAGCAUCAGCAGCAGCCUUCAUCUCCAAAAAACUGACUGAGGAGAACAACAAUAACAACAGUAAGCCAUCAUGGACGACUGUAGUGCUGAAGAAAACUGACAAACCAUCUCAAGUCGAGACUCCAAAGAGGGAGACAGAGGGUGUCAGAGGGAGAGUGAAGCUGAAAGUUAACCCGGCAAUCCUCGCAGACCUGCAGACUCUUGAGACUCCGGAGACCCCAAACUCUGCUCCAAGCCCGGCCAGCAGGAGCGGACUCAGAGCCAGAACUCCAGACAGAGGAGCCUCAAAGCCUGGCAGUGCAUCACCCAACACCUCAGCAUCAGAGAAUGAGUCUCCUGCGGACUGGAGGUUAAAACUGAAACCCAUCUCUAAAGAAACCAAACCCGCUGGUUCUCCACAGUCCCUUAAACCAUUGGCUAAUGAAGCUGGAAAGUCACAGACUUCAGAGGUUUCUGUUAGGCCUUCUCACUCUCAUCUUCACAGCCCGAGCAUUUCUGUCACGCCGCCUGCAUCAAAGGGAUUUCAGAAUGGUCAAAGAGAUCUAACUGCAAAUGGCAACAAGUCAGAGUCAAAUGUCUCCAAGACAAAGCCAGACUACAUUCACAAAGAGGACAUCAUAAAGGAACUGCAAGACAUCGAAGAUAAUUUGAACGAGCUGGAGAAGAGGGGUGUCGAGCUGGAAAUGAGACUCCGCAGCAGUGAAGAAGACGGUGAAGAUGACUCUCUCAUGGAUGAGCUCAUGGUUGAGUGGUUCAACUUGAUCAGGAACAAGCAGGUGGCCAUUCGCCGGGAGUCUGAACUGGUCUACAUUGGAAGAACCCAGGACCUGGAGGAACAGCAGCCCAGUGUUGAGCAGGAGCUCAGGAGACUGAUGGAAAAACCAGAACAUCUGAAAACAUACUCGGACAGGAAGAGAGAAGAGCAGCUGAUGGCCAAACUGGUGGAGAUUGUCAAUGACAGAAACGCUAUUAUAGAGGGUCUGGAUGAGGACAGACUCAGGGAGGAAGAGGAGGACGAGGAGCUAAACAAGAUGAUGAUGAAUUUCAACAUAAAGAAAGACAAAUCAAAGAAAAAGUCUCCGAUAUCCAAACUGUUCAGUUGGGGGAACAAGAAGGAGGGAUGAUGCUCCGCAAAACACAGCUCUGCCACUUUGAUGUUUUUUUGCUGCUCUUGUUGUAGUCUUAAUGUCAGCGUACUCAGCCUGUGAUUCAUGGGAUAACAUGGAUAGUCUGCGUGUAUGUGUGUGUGUUUGCGUAAAUGUGUACGCUGUCAUUUUAAGCGCUUAUAGAAAAAUGCCCUUCCCUCUGUCAACUGCAUCACUCAAGAUCUGACAUUACUCCUGCUUGCCAGUGACACACACACACACACACACACACACACACACACACGAACGAUGUUGAGGGGUUAAUGACUCACUAGCCGGGAUGUGAUUGGGUUCAGUGCUCCAGUUGUUAGAUUUAAUACCCUUCUAGUCUUAAUCUGUCUACUUAAUGCUGUCAAACACACACUCCUAAUACUCAGCAACACUACAGAUGCUAAUACGAGUUAAAGAACAAAGGUCAGACAGCUGUUUCUUGCUCUCUGGCCAUGUUUUAGUCCACAUUACAAGUCACUUGUGUAACUUUGACUAUGUGACCCUGUUGAUUACAUGCUGAACUGUCAUUUAUAUUUUAAGCUUGAAGGUUUUUCUCAUACAACAACAAUUAUUCAGAGUGUUGCCCUGUGAUAAGGUGACAAGCUUUUUUUUAAAAAAAAAAUCUUUAAUAAGAGUAUUGGGUUUAGGAGUUACGAGAUGGUUCACUGACAAGCUACCUAAAAUGAUGCUAUUUAUUUCAGAAUUUCCAAAAAAAUUUUAUUUUAUUAUUAUGAAUUAUGGGCUAAUUUAAUGUCUGUUUGGGAAGAAAAAAAACCCUCUUUACUUAACUUGUCACAGUUUUAAGACAUGCAACCUCUGAGGGGUCAGAGUCGCAAGUAGACCUAGCUAUAUUUUAAGGGGUUUAAGCCAAAAAGGGAAACACCGUCAUAUGUGCAUACAUCAGUAGGCUGAAAGGUUCACUUACAAAUAAUUUACUGUAGAAUUUAAAACCGCAUAUUUAGGUAUUCAUUUACAGCCAUGAUCCUUGAAGAGAAAUUGAAAUCGGUGAAAAUCUCAGAGUCCUUAGUAAGUGCUCCUUUUAGCUUACAUUCUCUUUACCAUGUACUCCACCAUAUACAAAGUCAUAUAUUUAAAACAGUCAAAAAAUACACUUUUUUGAAUUAUUGCGUAUUUGAUGCUCAAACAUAGUUCCUAGAAAUUCCCUGGAUGUUUCAUACUUUGUGUCAAAGGUAGUUGUGGGUUUUUUUGUUUUUUUUUUAACGGUUGACUAGUGGAAAAGGAAGAAUCUGGUUUAUGUCAUGUGACUCAAAGGUUUAUGUAUUUAAACAAAAACCAAGAGUUGACUGGAUGUUUGAGUCUUAGAGACACAAGAACUGGUCCAUAUUGGAUCUGGACGUGUACAUUUGUGUGUCAUAAUCUGUUACUUGUUAAGUCCUUUUUGGAGAGGCCCUGAAGCAAACUUUUUCAUCUCUGUGUUGUGACCAAACUGCUUAAUUUCACUUAACUAAUUGGUGCUACAUAAAUUUAACAUUGUAUAUAUGUUAAUGUUCUUUUCCCCUUUAUUUUUAUCUCCGCUGUAUAUAUUGUAUAAAGAUGGUACUUACAACAGUCUGACUAUUAAAUGGAGAAACUGGCCUCUGUUUUAAAUAACUGUACUUAAACUUUAAUAAAAAGUCAACAUCA
This is a messenger RNA of Micropterus dolomieu (smallmouth bass), 4334 nucleotides long. It is a transcript of the gene micall2b, whose product is annotated as mical-like 2b. Lineage: Eukaryota; Metazoa; Chordata; Actinopteri; Centrarchiformes; Centrarchidae. The transcript is spliced from 16 exons. The coding region runs from base 264 to 2678 and encodes 804 amino acids. The record is from RefSeq and is a predicted model, not a curated record. Gene Ontology annotation, molecular function: protein binding.